AUGGGGCCUGAUCUAAGUUACCCCCGAAGCGUCCUUGAUGAUUUUGGAAAAUACUUUUCACAGCUUAGCGAAGUAGCUAAUGCUUCGUUGCGGCCCUUAACUCCGGAUUCUGGCCAUGCAUCCCCAACACCAGGGUCUACAAUCAGCCAAACAGGCCUUCUACAGGACCUAGGCAAUAUGGACGUUAAAGAUAUUGGGACCGUUGUCGAACUAGUAAAAAAUGCCGCCGGUGGUGGUUUGGUGGAUGAUAAAUCCUAUAUUAUGGAAAGGUUAAUACAGUUGGCCUCCUCGCUGCCUAGCACAUCGCGUAAUGCUAUGACUCUCACAAACACAUUACUUACUCAACUGUGGAAUGAUCUUAACCACCCUCCCCUUUCGUAUAUGGGGCGACAGUUUAUAUAUAGACAGGCAGAUGGCUCAUAUAACAAUGUCUAUUGGCCCCAUAUUGGAAAGGCAGGAUCCAACUAUGCCAGGAGUGUGCAACCAAAAUUAAUCCAGCCUGUUUCCCGUCCUGACCCUGGUCUAUUAUUCGAUGGUCUCUUGGCAAGGCAAGAAUUUAGAGAGCAUCCGACGAAAAUAUCGAGUAUGCUUUUUUAUCUUGCUGCACUGAUUAUUCAUGAUCUCUUUCGAACGGACCCGAAGGAUCAUUCUCGUAAUCUCACUUCUUCUUACCUGGACUUGUCUCCGUUGUACGGUUGCAACCAGGAAGAGCAGAAUAGUGUACGAACGUUCAAAGAUGGUAAGCUGAAACCUGACUGCUUCUCUGAGAGACGAAUUUUUGGAUUCCCUCCUGGAGUUGGGGUAUUACUUGUCAUGUUCAGCCGUUUUCACAAUCAAGUCGUGCAGAAACUUGCCGCUAUCAAUGAGAAUGGUCGUUUUCAGAAGCCCAGUGAGGAUAAUCAGGAGGCCUAUGCUAAAUACGACAACGAUCUGUUUCAAACCGGUCGUCUUAUUACCUGUGGACUAUAUAUUAAUAUCAUCCUGAAAGACUACGUGCGUACUAUCCUCAAUAUCAACAGAACAGGAAGCGACUGGAGCCUCGAUCCUCGUUCUAAUAUUAAGGAAUUCCUGAGCCAUAAGCCAGUGAGUGAAGCUGGUGGAAAUAUGGUUUCGGUAGAAUUCAAUCUUGUUUACCGAUGGCACUCCUGUCUUUCUGAUCGCGAUGAUCGGUGGAUGCAGGAUAUGUUUAGGGAUGUCUUUGAAGGAGCUGAUGCAAGUAAAGCCAGCAUGUCGGAAUUCUUACGGGCAGUUUCAAAGUUAGAAUCCAAACUUCCUUCUGACCCGCAGCAACGGACGUUCGGAAAUCUUCAGCGAUUGCCCAAUGGAGCCUUCAAUGAUGAUGAUUUAGUCAAAAUUCUUGCAGAUAGUAUUGAAGACUGCGCUGGGUCAUUUGGCGGCAGGCAUGUGCCUAAAUCUCUUAAAGCUGUUGAGAUUUUGGGAAUUCUGCAGGCUCGCUCCUGGAAUCUCUCGAGCCUCAACGAGUUUCGAAAAUAUUUCAACCUUGCCCCUCACAAGACCUUCGAAGAUAUCAACUCCGACCCAGAGAUUGCAGACCAAUUGAGACAUUUCUAUGGUCAUCCGGAUAACGUUGAGCUUUAUCCUGGUAUCGUUGUUGAAGAAGGAAAAGCUGCUCUCGCACCGGGAAGUGGACUCUGUGCCAGCUUUACUAUUUCUCGGGCUAUCCUUUCUGAUGCCGUUGCUCUUGUGAGGGGUGAUCGAUUUUACACCGUUGACUACACCCCGCAGAACCUUACAAACUGGGGGUUCACAGAAGCAAACUACGAUAUAGCGGUUAAUAAUGGCCACUUAUUCCACAAGCUUAUCCUCCGGGCCUUCCCUUCUCAUUUUAAAUCAGACUCUGUCUAUGCGCAUUUUCCGCUGGUUGUUCCAUCUGAGAACAAGAAAAUACUCACUGAUUUGGGCCAUGCGGAUAAAUAUUCUUGGGAUAAACCUGGUGCCAUCCCACAUCCAACGAUGAUCUUCUCCCAUAAAGCGUGUGCCUCGAUUCUCAAUAAUAAAGUGGAUUUCAAAGUCACAUGGGGCGAAAAGAUCAAAUUUCUAAUGAGGCGCAAUGAAAUUCCAUAUGGCACGAAUUUUAUGCUCUCUGGAGAUGAGCCUGUGAACGAGAGCUCGCGGAAAAUGAUGAAGAGUGCAUUAUAUAUAGAGAACUGGCAUGACCAAAUCAGAAAUUUCUACGAACGAAUUACACUGAAGCUCCUCCAUUCGAAGUCCCAUCGGAUUGGUGAAGUUAGUCAAGUCGAUAUUGUACGCGAUGUCGCCAAUUUGGCGCAGGUACAUUUCUGCGCAAACGUCUUCUUAUUCCCCCUUAAGACUGAACAAGCGCCACAUGGAAUAUAUACUGAGUACGAACUGUACGCGAUUCUCGCCCUUGUUUUUACUUGCAUAUUCUACGAUGCAGAUCCUGUUCAGAGUCUGAAGCUCCGGGAGUUUUCACGAGAAGCCACUCAAAAACUGGGCCAGUUUGUGAUGCUGAACACACAAGUUAUUGCAAAGACUGGGUUUAUUGGUGGGAUUAUUGAUAGGCUUCAUGGAAAUGAAGCUUUGGCUGACUAUGGUAUCCACAUGAUUCAACGUCUUCUCGAAUCGAAAAUGCCAAUUGACGAAAUUGUUUGGACAAAUAUCCUUCCAACAGCUGGAGGAAUGGUGGCGAACCAAGCCCAACUCUUUUCGCAGUGCUUAGAUUACUAUCUUUCAAAGGAGGGAUCAGAACACCUGCCCGAGAUUCGGCGUCUGGCUCACUUAAACACCAAAGAAGCUGACGACCUUCUAAUGAGAUAG
Molecule: messenger RNA, 2799 nt
Organism: Ophidiomyces ophidiicola
Lineage: Eukaryota; Fungi; Ascomycota; Eurotiomycetes; Onygenales; Onygenaceae
Exons: 5
Coding region: 1-2799 (932 amino acids)
Biological process (GO): response to oxidative stress
Molecular function (GO): peroxidase activity; heme binding
Source: RefSeq, a predicted model, not a curated record